CAUUGCCAUUUGACUUUUGCCAUUCCAAAACUAACCUAUAAAUAGCUAGAGGACUUGUGAAAUGAAAAACAUCAAACUUUUGUGACAAAUUUUAAGAUGUAAUUUAUUUAUUCUAGGAUAAUAUUUAUAAACAGAAAAUAUGGAUGAAGCUGACAGUGCUGCUGAAAAGAGCUUGUUUAUUUUUGGCAGGGACAUUUCCAAAAUUCCAUGCUUCCGAAACAGCCUGCUAUAUGGCAUUGGAGGAGGAAUAGCAUUUGGACUAGCUCGGUUCAUGAUAACAAGUCAGCCUUUGAGGUCUACUAACUUUGCUGUAUAUUCUUUUUCUCUAGUUACAAUUGCUUACUGGAUACAGUGCAGAUACACCUAUUCCAAAAAGAGGUUUGAAAUGUUAAAGAUGCAAGAAUUGAUGAAAGCAAAUUCUUUGCUAGAAGGAACAGAAGCUGAUAGUAUACAUAUUGGUGCUAUAGAUACUAAACCUGUAGAAGUGUAAAUAUGUAGUUUUUUUAGCUGUCUUAAAUAAACCAUUUUAUGGUAGCAUGGAAGGUUUUUUACUCGUACAUAUGC
Molecule: messenger RNA, 564 nt
Organism: Acanthoscelides obtectus
Lineage: Eukaryota; Metazoa; Arthropoda; Insecta; Coleoptera; Chrysomelidae
Source: the annotation of a GenBank genome assembly